This is a messenger RNA of Etheostoma cragini (Arkansas darter), 632 nucleotides long. Its product is annotated as succinate--CoA ligase [ADP-forming] subunit beta, mitochondrial-like. The transcript is spliced from 4 exons. The record is from RefSeq and is a predicted model, not a curated record. NCBI's taxonomy places the organism in Eukaryota, Metazoa, Chordata, Actinopteri, Perciformes, Percidae. Bases 24 to 632 code for a protein of 202 amino acids. Gene Ontology annotation, cellular component: mitochondrion; succinate-CoA ligase complex. Gene Ontology annotation, molecular function: succinate-CoA ligase (ADP-forming) activity; ATP binding. Gene Ontology annotation, biological process: succinyl-CoA metabolic process; tricarboxylic acid cycle.
GCCGACCUUGCAGUUCACCACGCAUGCGCGUUAAUCACUCCGCUGACGAAGAGGGAGACAUGGCGACGUCCCUGAUCUGCAGCCGUUUGACGGCUAGCCUGAGGAAUUCAGGGUCUAGAAACACUAUCAGCUCCGCUUCCAAGGUCCUUGGAGGCUCCCCGGGGUUGUUCGGAGGCCAUGUGUCCCAGCAGCUACAACAGCAGAGGAGCCUCUCCCUGCAUGAGUACAUGAGCAUCGGGCUGCUGAAGGAGGCCGGAAUCGCCGUGCCCGCCGGCAUGGUGGCUAGCUCCUCGGAGGAGGCCUACUCUGUGGCCAAGCAGAUCGGUACGAAGGACUUGGUGGUGAAAGCUCAGGUGCUGGCCGGGGGCCGAGGAAAGGGAACUUUUGAGGGCGGACUAAAGGGAGGAGUGAGGAUCGUCUACUCGCCAGAGGAGGCCCGGGACAUUUCCUCCCAGAUGAUUGGUCGAAAGCUGUACACCAAGCAGACCGGGGAGGCAGGUCGCAUCUGCAACCAGGUGUUCAUCUGCGAGCGCAGGUACCCUCGCAGAGAAUACUACUUUGCCAUCACUAUGGAGAGGUCCUACCAGGUGAGGGGACGCACUCACACACCUGAGCUGAAUGAAUGUAACUAA